CAAAACUCAAAGUAUUAAUAGCCGCUGCGUUAUCAGUAGCCAGUGCCGGUCCAAGUCCAAACUAAAACCAAUACUUUCAUUUCAUUUGACGUUAGUGAUCCAAUACAAAAAAUAGUGCACAGUAGUGUGGUAGCGUAGUUCUGUUUCUCGAAUAUUAAAUAAAUAAAUAGUGAAUAAUUUAUCUAUGAAAAUAAAAAUGUUACGAAAUUUAAGUAAAGCUGUACAAACUCAAAAAGCUAAAUUCGCAACUGCAGCCGCACCGGCACCGCAUACGAACCCUGAAAUUUUAUACACAGGGUUAUUCAUCAACAACGAAUGGCUAAAGUCCAGUGACGGCAGAACGUUCAAGACAGAGAACCCGACCAACGGGAAAGUCAUCGCGGAAGUUCAACAAGCAGGCAAAGCGGACAUCGACAAAGCCGUGAAGGCGGCCAAAGAUGCAUUCAAAUUGGGGUCACCGUGGAGGACAAUGGAUGCAUCGCAGCGCGGCUAUCUUAUCAACAAACUGGCAGACCUUAUCGAGAGGGACCGCGCUUACUUGGCUAGUCUAGAGACACUGGACAAUGGCAAACCAUACCUGGCGUCGUACUACGGAGACGUUGCCUCUGUGAUCAAGAACCUGCGGUACUACGCGGGCUGGGCCGACAAGAACCACGGCAAAGUGCUGCCCACUGACGGGAAAUACUUCGCCUAUACCAGACAUGAACCUGUCGGUGUGUGCGGUCAGAUAAUCCCAUGGAACUUCCCCCUACUGAUGGCGGCGUGGAAGCUGGGCCCUGCGUUGGCUGCCGGCAACACGCUGGUGCUGAAGCCCGCCGAGCAGACGCCGCUCACCGCACUGUACAUCGCGCAGCUCGUCAAGGAAGCUGGCUUCCCAGCGGGCGUGGUGAACGUCGUGGCAGGCUUCGGGGACGCCGGCGCAGCUAUCGUCGACCAUCCCGACGUCGACAAGGUCGCCUUCACUGGUUCAACUGACGUCGGCAAGUUGAUCCAACGCAACGCGGCGGGCACCGUGAAACGUAUCACUCUAGAGCUGGGUGGCAAGUCGCCCAACGUGGUGUUCGCGGACUGCGACCUGCCCUACGCCGUGGAGCAGUCGCACAUGGCGCUGUUCUACAACAUGGGCCAGUGCUGCUGCGCCGGCUCGCGAACGUUCGUGGAGGACAAGAUAUACGACAAAUUCGUGGAGAUGUCAGCGGCGCGCGCGGCGCGGCGUGUGGUGGGAGACCCCUUCCGCCCCGACACCGAGCAGGGCCCGCAGAUCGACGGAGAACAGCACGAGAAGAUCCUGGGUCUGAUCGAGACAGGCAAGCAGCAAGGCGCCAAGCUGAUGACGGGCGGCGCGCGCCACGGCAAGGAGGGCUACUUCGUGCAGCCCACGGUGUUCGCCGACGUCAAGGACGAUAUGGAGAUCGCGAGAACUGAGAUUUUCGGUCCCGUGCAGACGAUCCUGAAGUUCUCUCAGAUGGACGAGUUGCUGGAGCGCGCCAAUAGCUCGGAGUACGGUCUCGCCGCCGCAGUCUUCACAAAGGACAUCGACCGCGCCAACUACGUCAUACAGGGUCUCCGAGCGGGCACGGUGUGGGUGAAUGACUACAACGUGUUCGGCAACCAGGUGCCGUUCGGCGGCUUCAAGCAGUCGGGCAUCGGGCGCGAGAACGGGCCCUACGGCAUCAAGAACUACACCGAGGUCAAGGCGGUGGUGGUCAGAGUCACUGAGAAGAACUCGUAACUUCCCUUUGAGCUUUGCACAAAUGGAACUAUUCCUUGUUAUCACAGACUAAACGAAAAACAUAGACUGACUUACAAACCACACAAAUAAGUCAUUGGUAAAUACGGUACGGGUGGGUAUGAUGACGUGAGGAGCUGGUGCGAUUUUUAGAUUAUUUUUUUCACAAUUUCUCGCUACCUUCUGUUGUCAUAUCCAUUUGUUACGCAGGUGUUUGGACUCUGUGCAAUUUGCCUGUAAAAUAUAACAUUCAAUACACAGAAUUUAUAAAAAAUAUGCAGCUUACGCUUUUGUAACAUACUUGUAUAAAUAUAUAAGUUACCUAUAUUUUUUCUUUAGUCUGUGAUUUUUAGGUAUUUAUAUGAGUUUUGAAGUUUACAGUCGAAUUUACUACCCUAGCUGUAUCACUUUUACAUUGUACCUUAUUUUUAUUAAAAUAUUUUUCAUUAAAAAUGAAAUUUGACAAAACAGUGGCAAAAUUAUCAAACUGUGCAUUCCAUUGAAUAUGGACGCAAUAUUCACUAAAUUAUUUUCCAUCAAUACAUGUAGUUUUUGAAUGUUUAUAUACACAUGUCAAUUAAUAGAAACGAAAAAUAGACUUAUACUUUUAGAUCUAAUAUCAAUGCUAUAUUAGAUAGGAUUAAAAGCAUCUUCACUUGUUCAAACAAGUGUGUUCAAAGAUAAUUCCGUCUAUUAUUUUUCCUGUAGUCUAUGACUAAAUGGUGUUUUGUAAGAAAAUAUUUUGAGGCUGUUUUACGCAUUUUAUGUAAAUAUCUUCUGUUGCCAUUUGAAAACUAUAGUUAUUAUUUCCAAGAAGUAAAAAUAGCAUGUAAGAAAUAAAACAAUUGUAAUCAGUAA
Messenger RNA from Bicyclus anynana (squinting bush brown), 2587 nucleotides. It is a transcript of the gene Aldh, whose product is annotated as aldehyde dehydrogenase, mitochondrial. Gene Ontology annotation, molecular function: aldehyde dehydrogenase (NAD+) activity. The transcript is spliced from 11 exons. NCBI's taxonomy places the organism in Eukaryota, Metazoa, Arthropoda, Insecta, Lepidoptera, Nymphalidae. The record is from RefSeq and is a predicted model, not a curated record. The coding region runs from base 185 to 1732 and encodes 515 amino acids.